Molecule: messenger RNA, 5027 nt
Organism: Thunnus maccoyii (southern bluefin tuna)
Lineage: Eukaryota; Metazoa; Chordata; Actinopteri; Scombriformes; Scombridae
Gene: apbb2b
Product: amyloid beta (A4) precursor protein-binding, family B, member 2b
Exons: 19
Coding region: 318-3092 (924 amino acids)
Biological process (GO): regulation of DNA-templated transcription
Cellular component (GO): cytoplasm; nucleus
Molecular function (GO): amyloid-beta binding; transcription factor binding
Source: RefSeq, a predicted model, not a curated record
GUGUCCCUUUGAAGCUUUUUGACACUGAUUUUCGUUGUGCCUGCGAUGACCGUUGAAUGACUUCUGACGUGGUGUCAGGAGAAGCAACGGUUGUUUACGAAAACAGCCGUUAAUGGAGCGUUGUCGUCAGGAGACAGCCGUUGACCACCGCUUUGCUUUAAGGACUCUGCUGCCUCAGUAAAGCCCUUGUGAUUGGAUGAAGAGAGAACCACUGACUACCAGUAUGGACGCGCUCCAUCCUGGAGUUUCCCAUAAUCCAUAGGUCUCUGAUCUGCAGCUGAGUCUACUGAACCCUGAACCGUGACCAACACUGGUCUAUGACUGACCUCCUGUCAGUUGAUCUGUCUUGUGCCAUGAUGAUGUCAGUAGAUGUGACCAAUCACAAUGGCCCCACUGCCACGCCUCCCACUUCACUCAGCCUGCGCUCCUCCCACAACCAGCUGCUCAGCAGUGAUGUCAUCAAACAGGGCUCUGCCACGCCUCCCAAGUGUCGCAAAAAGUAUGCACUUACGAGCAUCCAGGCUGCCAUGGGCCUUGGAGAAGCGGUGCCAUCUUCAUCAUCACCAUCAUCAUCAUCGCCAUCGCAGUCGUCAACCCCCAACAAUCCCAAACUAGCCAAGAACGGAGUCAAUCAGCUCCGUAAAGCUGGUCAGGAUCACAACAAAAACACAACUGACCUGACUGACCUUGAGUGUAAUUCAGAAACUAUAGCAGACGACCUCAGUGUCAACACACCUGAGGAGCCUGAUGGUCACACUCUCUCCAGUAACGAACAAGAGGAUGAUGUCACAAAGCUAGAUUUCGAAUUGCAACCAGACAGUAGUACAGAUGCAGAGCCCGAGCAGAACACAGAAUCAGAUAUAGACUGUAAUAUCAACACGACUGUGGAGCUCAACAUGAACAGCAACACAACAGGUUUUGACUUGAACAUAGAGACAGAGGAGAGCGACGACAUCAGCAUUCUGUCCGAGAAGGAUAUUGUGUCAAAGAUGAAGACCGAGGAAGACGGAGAUGAGGAGGCGGUGGUGGAGGAGAAGCAGGAAGAAGAUGAGGAGAAGAAACCUUUACUGAUGAUAAAGAGCGAGUCUCCCGUGAAGAGCCUCAAAGUUUCUUCAGGCCUGGAACUCAUCUCUGACCUCCACUCAAACCUCAAGCUCCUCAAAUCAGGCAAGGACUCUCCUGUGCCUCCUCCCCCCUCGCCACCCAAGCAGGCAAGCCCAGAGGACACACCCCUGCUCUCCGUGGCCUCCUGCUCCUCCUCUUCUUCCUCCUCACCAGAGACUAAGAAGGACAGAAGGACUGGCGCAAAGACAGACUGCGCUUUGAACCGCAUCCAGAAUCUGAACCCCAGUGACGAAGAAUUGAGCUGGACCACACUGUCCCAGGAGAGCAACUCCCCUGAGGAGACAGAUAUUUGGAGUGAGCAGUCGUUCCAGACAGACCCUGACCUGCCUCCAGGAUGGAAGAAGAUCACAGACAUGGCUGGUAUCUACUACUGGCACAUUCCUACAGGCACCACCCAGUGGGAGAGGCCUGCCACCCGCCCUGCACCCUCUGGACAGACAGAGUCCCAGGCCCUGAGUGACCACACAGCCUCAACACCGCGUAAACACUCCCUGGGCUCACUCAGCCCCUCACCCACUCCUGACCAAGAGUCGUGCCAGGCAGAGGUCUUCUACAGGGCGUCUACUCGCUCGGGCAGUACCACCUCCGACAGCUCAGUGGAGCCUCUCUCAACACACGAACCUAACCUCCCCACAUGUGGAUUUGUCAACAGCUGUUACUUUCCUCGUUCCACAUCUCUGCAGGGAGCGCCUGAUCAAGAGUGUCGCUCUCAGCAUCACGACGAUGAGGAGAAGAAACAGAUGUGGAGUGAUUUUGGCGGAAAGAUUGAUAGUGAAGUGUGGAAGGACCUGCAGGCAGCCACGGUGAACCCAGACCCCAGUCUGAAGGAGUUUGAGGGUGCUACACUUCGCUACGCAUCACUCAAGCUAAGGAACCGUCCAACAGUGGAAGAAGAAGAGUCCAGCAGUAUCAACAGUGAUCCAGAAGCAAAGUGUUUUGCUGUACGAUCUCUUGGAUGGGUGGAGAUGGCUGAGGAGGACUUGGCUCCGGGGAAGAGCAGCGUUGCUGUUAACAACUGCAUCCGACAGCUAUCCUACUGCAAGAAUGACAUCCGGGACACCGUCGGCAUCUGGGGAGAGGGGAAGGACAUGUACCUGGUGCUGGAGAAUAAUAUGUUAAACCUUGUCGACCCCAUGGACCGCAGUGUGCUUCAUUCUCAGCCAAUCGCAAGCAUCCGGGUGUGGGGUGUUGGCCGGGACAAUGGCAGAGAGAGGGACUUUGCAUAUGUGGCACGGGAUAAAAACACAAGGAUCCUGAAAUGUCAUGUGUUCCGCUGUGACACGCCAGCCAAAGCCAUCGCCACCAGCCUGCAUGAGAUCUGCUCCCGGAUAAUGACGGAGCGAAAGAAUGCCAAAGCAAUGGCAGGAGGCUCUCUCCACGACAGAAUGCAGGCAGGACUAGAUCUCCCUUUGCAAGCAGAGUUUCCCACACCAAAGACAGAACUGGUUCAGAAGUUUCAGGUGCUCUAUCUUGGGAUGUUGCCUGUGGCCAGACCAAUAGGCAUGGACAUACUGAAUGGAGCCAUAGACAGUCUAAUUGGUUCUUCCAACAGAGAAGACUGGACUCCAGUAGCCCUCAAUGUGGCUGAUGCUACUGUCACCAUCAGCAAGGAGAAGGAUGAAGAGGAAGUGCUGGUGGAGUGUCGCGUGCGUUUCCUGUCUUUCAUGGGCGUCGGGCAUGACGUGCACACAUUUGCCUUCAUCAUGGAUGCUGGUGGCCAUCGUUUCGACUGUCACGUCUUCUGGUGUGAGCCCAAUGCUGGGAAUGUGUCCGAGGCUGUACAGGCAGCCUGUAUGCUGCGGUACCAGAAGUGUUUGGUGGCUCGACCUCCCUCCCAGAAGGCCUGUGGCUCGUCGCCCCCCGGCGACUCUGUGUCCCGUCGGGUCUCAACCAGCGUAAAGAAAGGCGUCCUGUCCCUCAUUGACACCCUCAAACAGAAGAGACCCGUCACAGAGUUGCCGCAGUAACCACGGUUAAGCACUACCGACUUGACUCCCUGCCACAACCCCCAGUCACCAUGGUAACUAGUCGCAUUGCUGCCAAAACCUGUCGCUACCACAGACCCCUGUAACCAUGGAAACACAGUAAAUCCCCAGGGUUUGGGAAAUCCUGUCAUGAUUUUUGCUUUCUGGAGCAAAUUGGAAUUCCACCUCAAGAGUUGAUCCGCUCUUGAGCAGCAAUUCAAGUCCGUUUCCUCCAAAAUAACUGAGCUGGAUCAAGACUAAUCCCACAUCAAGAAGGAAGAACCACGAGAAACACCUGAACGGUGACAGUGUACAUAGAAGUUAACUCUCAUUCCCCCUCAGCACAGAGAAAGAGUGAGGACAGAGAGCAACAAUGAAGAACAAAGAAGUAGGAAGUGCUCCUUCAAGCACAGAAACGUGUGACGAGCGAGCUCAUCGCCUCCCAAACUGCUGAUCUCUCCAUGCUCUUGUUGUAUUUGUGUCUGUGCCUGUGCUGCCAGCAUGACCUUGCACACCUGGCCACACCCCCUCGUCAUUCACCUGGUUGUCCUGUUAGUCUGUAGUGGCUUUUUCCCCCCUCUGUCUCUCUUAUCCACGGUAGACUGUUGCGUAAAGUGAAUGGAAGGAAGGAGUUAUGAAAGCCAUGGUGUCUGAUUUUCGUAUCAGUGAGUAACGAAUUGAAGAAAUAAGGAAGCUACCACAGGAUAAAGAGAUUCGGGCUUUGUCGUCUACAGCACACUCUAACCUGUUCAACUGAUCCUGCAUGAACUUUUUAUAUAAAAGUGACACAUUCUAGACAAUAUCAAUACACUGCUGCUGCUUUCAGAGACUGAAGGGAUGAGAAAUCAGAAGCCACAUUGUUUUUCCUGUCUACUUCUUAGCUCUUUGUUUCUCGUCAACUGUGCAAGAAUCAGCCAGACUGGACUGGGACGGUCUAAACGAGUGGUGACCUUUCACCCGAAACAUCCUUCAUGUGCUUCCUGUUUACGUCUUGUUUUUACUCUUUUUGUUACCCCUCGGAAAAUGACAGACGAUAGCCAUAACGGAGGAGGAGGUACGGGGGAUGAACGGAGUGAUACUCCCUCACUUAUUUGCUCCCCCUGCUCUCUGGUGACCAGUACUCAUUGCUGCUCCAAACACAGGAGACAUCAGCAUGCUGCUGCUCUUUGAUACACAUGCUGGAGGAAAUUUGACUGAUGAUUCCUUUAAAUCCCACCUCAGUAUGAAUCCUCUGAGACUUCAUGUCCAUAAAUAAAAAAAGGUCCUGGAGACACGAGAAAGCCUGGAGGAGGAGGAAGAAGACGAAGACUGGAGGAAUGUGCUUUUAUACCUGGGUAUGGUUGUGAUGAUUUUGUUCACAGCUGUGAUUUGAACUACGAGGAAGUGAGAAGGAAAAAGACUGAUUUCAUCUCCAGCCUCAGCUGUUUUUUAAGAGGAAAACCAACCGUGACAUGUUGACUCAAACUAACAGGACUUUCCUGGGCUGCUAUCUAUCUGUCUCCAGGGUUCUGUUCACUUGAAUGCGCCUUUUCUGUUUUUUCCAUUUCCUACUUACUUACAGUACAGUAGGUCUGUUUUCAUCAGUGCCACGAGAUUACUAGCGUUUGGUCUGUUUUUGAUGAUUUAUUCUCACAGAAAUCUCAAGUCAACACUGCUAGCUCCUUAUUAUGCUAUAUCUGACUGGAUUGGAUAUAUGAUGAUAAUGAAGUCCUUUAUUGCAACUAAAGUCAUCAACAUUUCUCGGAUAGUUAUCUUGGAUGUAGGACAGCACGUAAAUACAAUACAUUUGACCGUUCUCUAAUUUCUGCCACCAAACAGGAACUGUCCAAUCAUAGCUAAGUAACUGUAACCAAUCACAGCAUGUCUGUCAGUGUCGAUCACUGUUUGCAUUUCUACACACGAUCAAAUUGUGGGCUUUUUUUUUUUUUUUUUUUUUUU